Messenger RNA from Syngnathus typhle (broad-nosed pipefish), 4185 nucleotides. It is a transcript of the gene gpd2, whose product is annotated as glycerol-3-phosphate dehydrogenase 2 (mitochondrial). Gene Ontology annotation, biological process: glycerol-3-phosphate metabolic process. Gene Ontology annotation, molecular function: calcium ion binding; glycerol-3-phosphate dehydrogenase (quinone) activity. The coding region runs from base 152 to 2341 and encodes 729 amino acids. Gene Ontology annotation, cellular component: glycerol-3-phosphate dehydrogenase (FAD) complex; mitochondrion. The record is from RefSeq and is a predicted model, not a curated record. The transcript is spliced from 18 exons. NCBI's taxonomy places the organism in Eukaryota, Metazoa, Chordata, Actinopteri, Syngnathiformes, Syngnathidae.
UCACGUCAUUCAAACGUAGCUCCACUUCCUGGUUGAAGCUGUCAAACUCUCGUCGGGCUACCAGACAGGCUAGGACAACCGAUGCCUCGUUCUCCGCCCUUCAUCGCCCUGAGCGACCGUUUAUCAAGCCCCAAACAAAGCAAUCUGGAAUAUGGCGUUCAGGAAGGCGCUCAAACGGACGGCUAUGAUCGGCGGCGGAGCCGUCGCUACCGUUUUUGGUCUGUCACAGCUCGUAGAGUAUAGGAAGAAGCAGAACGGAUCGGCUCGGUUAGCUCGCGUGGCGGCAGAAGCCGAGCUGAAGGCUCCCUUUCGCCACGAGCUUCCCUCAAGGCGGGCCCAGCUCGCCACGCUGAAAGACAAAGACUUUGACGUCCUGGUGAUUGGAGGCGGAGCCACGGGUGUGGGAUGUGCCUUAGAUGCUGUCACGCGCAACCUUCAGACUGCUCUCGUGGAAAGAGACGACUUCUCUUCCGGCACGAGUAGCCGGAGCACCAAACUCAUUCACGGCGGCGUUCGCUACCUCCAAAAGGCCAUCAUGAAACUCGACUACGAGCAGUACAUGAUGGUGAAAGAAGCCCUCCAUGAGCGAGCCAACCUUCUGGAGGUUGCUCCUCACCUGUCAGCGCCACUUCCAAUCAUGCUUCCUGUUUACAAAUGGUGGCAGCUUCCGUAUUAUUGGGCGGGCAUCAAGAUGUACGACCUGGUGGCCGGCGUUCAGUGCUUAAAGAGCAGUUACGUCCUCAGUAAGACCAAAGCCUUGGAGUUCUUUCCUAUGCUGAAGAAGGACAAGCUGGUGGGAGCCAUCGUCUAUUACGAUGGGCAACACAACGACGCCCGUAUGAACUUAGCCAUCGGCCUCACCGCAGCCCGCUACGGUGCCGCCAUGGCCAACUACACCGAGGUGGUUCACCUGCUGAAGAAAAAGGACCCGCAAACCGGAAGCGAGACGGUAUGCGGGGCACACUGCCGGGACCUUCUCACAGGCGAGGAAUUCGAUGUCAAAGCCAAAUGUGUCAUCAACGCCACCGGGCCCUUCACGGAUUCGGUGAGGAAGAUGGAUAACCAGGAAACCCAAAACAUCUGCCAGCCCAGUGCCGGCGUGCAUAUCGUCAUCCCGGGUUACUACAGCCCCGAUAACAUGGGCCUGUUGGACCCGGCCACAAGUGACGGCCGGGUUAUCUUCUUCCUGCCUUGGGAGAAGAUGACCAUCGCUGGAACCACAGACACUCCCACCACAGUGACAGCCCACCCCAUCCCUGGCGAGGACGACAUCAACUUCAUCCUGAAUGAGGUCCGCAACUACCUGAGCCCCGACGUGGAAGUGAGACGAGGCGACGUCUUGGCAGCGUGGAGCGGAAUCCGCCCUCUGGUGACGGACCCCGACUCCAAAGACACCCAGUCCAUCUGCCGUAACCACAUCGUCAGCAUCAGUGACAGCGGACUGGUCACCAUUGCGGGUGGCAAGUGGACCACCUACAGAUCCAUGGCUGAGGAGAGUCUGGACGCCGCCAUCAAAAGACAUGGCCUCCCAGCGGAGAAAUGCAAGACUGUGGGCCUGAUGUUGGAGGGCUCCAAAGACUGGACGCCAACACUUUACAUCCGUCUGGUGCAGGACUACGGCUUGGAGCAGGAAGUCGCACAGCAUUUGGCUUCCACGUAUGGAGGGAAGGCGUACGACGUGGCCAAGUUGGCCAUGGUCACAGGACAAAGAUGGCCGAUAGUUGGGAAAAGGCUGGUGUCGGAGUUCCCCUACAUCGAGGCUGAGGUGCUGUACGCCAUCAAGGAAUACGCCUGUACCGCCAUUGACCUCAUCGCCCGGCGGACACGACUGGGCUUCCUGAAUGUGCAGGCGGCCGACGAGGCCCUCCCGCGCAUUGUGCAGAUCAUGGCCAAGGAGUUGGGCUGGAGCCAAGAGCGCAAGACGGCCGAGCUGGAAGCAGCUAAGAAGUUCUUGUACCAAGAGAUGGGCUACCGAUCCCGCUCGGAGCAGUUGACCAAGACAUCCGAAAUGACCCUGGACAACCAGGAAGUAACCAGGUACAAGAAGCGAUUUCAAAUGUUUGAUAAAGAUCGUAAAGGAUUCAUCACCACGCUUGAUGUCCAGCAAGUCCUCGACAGUAUCAGUGUCCACAUCGACGAGAACGCCCUCCAUGAAAUUCUGAACGAGGUGGACGUCAACAAGAACGGACAGAUCGAAUUAGGUGAAUUCCUCCAGUUGAUGAGCGCCGUCAAGAAGGGCCACGUGUCCGACAGCCGCCUGGCCAUUUUGAUGAAGUCGGCCGAGGAAACGUUGGAUAUGAGGGGCCCCGUGACGGUGGACCGAAGCGGAGGCGGAGUCUAAGCCCGAGCCCGGGCCUGGUGGGGCUCUCCUGUCAACAACCUCAUUUGAAUGACAAUGCAAUCACGUUGUUCCUCCCUGUGUUUGGCCUGGAACGCAAUCCAAUGAUUGAGGUUUGUUUUCAUGGGCUGCAACUUGAUUGGUUCUUCUCAGCAUCAGGUGCCUCCUACGUUUCAUAGCGGACAAUGUGACAAUUUAUAGCAUCUUUUUUUUUUUUUUUUUUAAUCAAAUCUUUGAAAUUUCUACCUUUAUAAUACCUUUUUUUUUUUUUUUUAACUCAGCACUGAUUGCUGUCAAUUCUGCUCUUCUUCUGGGAACGGAAUCUCGUGCUUUAUUGUAUUGUUCACAAUGUCUUCUUCUUGGCCUGCAACAUUUGUACAUUUGCAAAGACGCUGAUUAUGACGAAUUAUUAGCCGACACUCCUAAAACGUCUUGGACAAAAAUAACCCAAAUUAGAUGAAAUAGCUCACCCAGCGCUAGCUGUGGCUAAAAGGUGCAAAUCCAAAGCUGGCUUCAUAACACCUAAUGCAAUUUUUUAAGAGGGAAAAGCAACUUUUCCCUUUCAGUAAAAUCCAAUCUGCUGGGUUAAAAUAAUUAAGCCAACCUCGCACUAGUGACCCAAUUUGCUCAAAGACUGCAUGCUAGCAAGCCUGCUAGCAAACAUGCUAGCAAGCAUUUUUUCAGCGUGUCCAUUUUUCAGGUGUAUGCAUCUCUUUCUCCCAACGAGAACUUUUUCCCCAUUGAAAGUGUAUUUUGUGCUCAAGUGCGGUUUCACGUAUCAAAGUUUGUACACGCAUUCUAGAACGUGAAACCGUCGUUCUACUGUAGAACUCAAGUUAACUGUCCAGAGGCCGUGCCAAUCCGCAGACGUGCAAAUAUAUCUCUGAUUGUUUCAAGCACUUCACCGCCGAUUUGCAGCCAACUUUUUAUGCAAGCGAGACUUUUUAGGAAGUUGAAGGUGGUCAACUUGUUCAACAUUAGCCACAGCAACUGCAAACUCCCACUGACACUCAUGUUUACAGGUUGUGAGCUUUAGCCGUACUCUUUCUGCUCUUAUUUAAAAUUAUUUAUAUAGAUAUGUCAUAUAUAUUUUUUAUUAGACAUUUAAAGUUAAAGAGAAAUUUACCAAGUUGUAAUGGAAAUAUUUACGUUGAUUGCAAAACAGGGUUUUAAAAGGGAUUCUAUAUUUUUUAUGACUUAGUAAAAAAUGCAUGCUGAAGUAUUGUGUUCUAUUUUUGAAGUUGUAUUUCCGUGUGAAAGGGGAAGUCUGCGUUAAUCCCGUGAACGAGUUGCAACAUUUCAACAAGUCGGAGCACACUCAAUGUUUUGUUAAAGGAAUGUUGGAUGCGUGCCUUCUCAGGUUGAGGCAAAGCCACCGCCAGAUACUGACUACCACGUCAUUGGACUAUUUUUUUCUUUUUACAAGGGCUAAACUGAGCUUGAAGGUGUUCCUCAAGUUUCUCCUGCAGAAGCUCCCAAGUGACUUGAAUGCAUAUUCUUGGAAUCUCACGUCAACACGUGCCUCCGUUUUUAUCGUGACCCCUCCCGUCAAGCGAGCUGUGCGUUUUUAAUAUGUCGUCACUUUGUUUUUUUUUUGUCUUCCAUAUUUUGACAGCGAAGAUCGUCAAACCGCCAAUGUUGCCUGUCAUCGAUCGCUCAUUGCAAAACUGUCUUAAAUUGCCAUGUUUGAUCGUCUCCUUUGGGAUGAAAUUACAGCUUUAUCUAUAGGCUCAAAGAGAAUCAUGUUCUGAUUUUUCUUUCCCACCUGGACUGUAUGAAUACUUUUGAGCCAGUAUUCUAAAGAAACAAGGCAAUUAUCAAAUUAAAUGUAUCUUGUUGCUCUAUAA